Molecule: messenger RNA, 2115 nt
Organism: Silurus meridionalis
Lineage: Eukaryota; Metazoa; Chordata; Actinopteri; Siluriformes; Siluridae
Gene: rbm34
Product: RNA binding motif protein 34
Exons: 11
Coding region: 187-1500 (437 amino acids)
Molecular function (GO): RNA binding
Source: RefSeq, a predicted model, not a curated record
GUUUUGGUGAAGCGUUGUGAGAAACUCCGUCUAAGUCUUCUCAUUGUAACAAAAAAAAUCAAAGGCGAAUGGUUUUCUCAUUUUCUCAUUUUACUUUUUUUAAACAAAUACAAAUAUCCACAUAACGAUACUGAUAUAUUAAUGUUAUAAUUUAAUAAGUAGCCUUUUAAACAACGUGGGAAAAGCAUGAAGAAGAAGCACGCUGCGAAGAGCGAGGCGGUGGUCGCUAAAGCUGCUCAGCAGAAGGAUUAUGUUGUUGGCCUGGUAUCAGACAGCCUGACUCCAGAUCAGACCACAUCAGGGGCACUAUCCUCUCUUUUUUCAGUUGCCACUAAAAAGAACACCCUGGUCUUCAUUCCAGCACCAAAACCAGAAGUGAAGGCCGGUCCUAUAAAACAGGAAGCAUGUCGUGUAGCAGGUGGAGGAGAAGCAGUGAAACAGAAGAAGGCCAAACAGAAAUCAGCAGCUGAAAAGAAGCUGGAGGACAGGGAGGAAUCGUUAAAAAACGCAGACGACGCCGAAGAGGAAAAACGUCCGAAAAAGGCCAAGCGCAAAGCUCCAGAAGCGGACGAUGAUGAAGAAACGCUGGCAGACGCACUUUCCGUGAAACGCCGCAAAGUGACCUGGAACAAAGCGGAAGAGAGAAUUAAACAGAAAAGGACCGUGUUUGUGGGGAACCUGCCUGUGAACUGCACAAAGAAGGAUCUGAAAAAGCUCUUCAGGGAUCUGGGAGCCAUCGAGUCGGUGCGAUUUCGCUCAGUCCUUCGGGAAGACCCAACCAUGUCCCGCAGGCUCGCUGCUAUCCGACGGCAAGUCGACCCCAAAAAAACAAGCAUUAAUGCUUAUGUGGUGUUCAAGGAUGAGGAUGGAGCAGCAAACGCCCUACAAAGGAAUGGCAUGGAGAUUCAGAAAGACGUUUACAUCAGAGUGGAUCGAGUUGCCCAGUACGGUUCGCAUGACCAUAAGAGGUCUAUCUUUGUGGGCAACCUUCCAUAUGAUAUAACUGAGCUGCCUUUACGCCAGCACUUUGAGGAUUGUGGAAAUGUAGAGGCUGUGCGAUUAGUGAGGGAUCGAAAUACCGGAGCGGGAAAAGGCUUUGGUUACGUUCUCUUUGAGAGCACAGAUGCUGUCAUGUUGGCGCUGAAGCUGAAUGGCUCACGGCUGCUCGAGCGGAGUAUCAGGGUGAAGCGCUCAGUGAAGAAGGAGAAGGUAAAAAACGAGAGCGAGAAGAAGGGAAGGGGUCCACCUGGGAAAGGAGAUAAAGGGCAGCACGGGCGAGAUGCAGCAAAGAAAAAGGGACCACAGCCCACAAACUUCAAGGGGCCAAAGCGUGCCGAGAACAACAAACCCACAGGAAAGCCCUUCAAGAAAUCGCCUGCGAUGGGAAACAAAACAUCGACCUCUUUCAUGGGAAACAAGUCGGAUCCCGUUUCCAAAAAGGGCAAAGGACUGAGAAAGAAAUUUAAAUCUAACAAUAAGUCGAAACCCUUUCACAUUUAAUUCUGUUCUUAAUGUCAGUUCAGUGUGGAAACAUCAGUUUCUUUCAUGUUUUAUUUGAUAAAAAAAGAAAAAAGAUUUGUAUUAAUGACCUAAAUAAAAGAACAAAAAAAAAACCCUUCAAAUUGACUGCAUCAUCACAUAAUACAUAUAAUCAUUCUUCCAUUGUAAAAAAAAAAAAAAAAAAAAAAAAAAAAUAGAUGAAUAAAACUAGAGGUUAGACAGAGUCUGAACUAAAUCUAAUUCCUUCACAGUAGAUGUCUACUGAUUUACUACAAAAAGUGUUCAAAUAAAUAGUCAAGCUCAGUUCCUGGCAAAUGAUUUGAGUUUUCUAGUUUAGUCUAGAGCUGUGUGUGGGUCUGGUUUAUGUUAAUCCACACCCCCUCCAACAGAAAUCCAACUCAGAUGUGGGAAGUCUGAACCACUUUUUUUGUUUGGUUUUUCUCUGAGCUGGGGAAAUCCAUAGCUGAUGAAAGUGUUUUGUAAGCAAUAAGUCAGCCAUCGUUAGUCAGUUCAGGAUGAUUUUACUUUCUUAGAACACUUGACCAUUCGGUUUGUUGUUUUGUUUCACCAACUGUGUCUAUGCUGAUUAAUUUUGAAUAAAUAUCACUAAACACA